This is a messenger RNA of Lycium barbarum (goji berry), 651 nucleotides long. Its product is annotated as probable F-box protein At1g44080. Lineage: Eukaryota; Viridiplantae; Streptophyta; Magnoliopsida; Solanales; Solanaceae. The coding region runs from base 1 to 651 and encodes 216 amino acids. The record is from RefSeq and is a predicted model, not a curated record. The transcript has a single exon.
AUGGAAAUCAAGAAUGGGGAUUAUACUAAGAUGUAUUUUGAUAUUGUUUUUGCUGAGAAUUUUCUUUAUGUGUUAAGAGAAAAAGGUUCAGUUGAUAUUUGGGAUUUUAAUCAAGAUAGUUCUUUUCCAAAGAAACAUAUGAGUGUCCAACCUAACGGUCCAACAAAAUUCACAAACUCUAAGAGAUACUACCCAAUUGAGCUAUUUUCUGAUACCCUUUACUUAGCUCUGUCAUCUGAUGAUAUUUUGUUAGUUGUAAGGCACAUCGGUGAAUUUGUUACAGAGGAUGGAAGAGCUAUACAUGAGGGAGAAUGUGAUGACUCUAUUUGUCCCUAUAGAACAGUUAAAUUCGACGUUUACAAAAUGGAUAUGAAUCGCGGAAAUUGGUUAGAAGUUAAAUCUUUGAAUGAUGGCAUUCUACUUCUUGGUGGAAAUCAGUCUUUUUCAGUGUUGGCUAAGGAUCAUCGGGGCUACAAGGCGAAUUCUAUAUACUUCACGGAUGAUUAUUGGGAUCGAGUAAACGAAGAUUAUUUAUAUGGGGGACAUGAUAUGGGUGUGUUCAGCUUGGAAGAUGGAUGUGCCAAACAAUUUUGUGAGAUUGGUUUGCAGAAACUUGAACCACCCCCGUUUUGGGUUUUUCCUGAUUGGUGA